Spodoptera frugiperda (fall armyworm) is the source of this 1877-nucleotide messenger RNA. RefSeq lists its product as uncharacterized. The coding region runs from base 245 to 1372 and encodes 375 amino acids. The record is from RefSeq and is a predicted model, not a curated record. The transcript has 2 exons. Lineage: Eukaryota; Metazoa; Arthropoda; Insecta; Lepidoptera; Noctuidae.
GUGUGGAGGUGGCGUAGUGAUGGGCAACAGACGUUUUCGUAUAAACCACUCUUGUAGUGUCCGCAGCGCCAGUCGCAGACACCACUACGUCGCGGCAAGCCUGCUCGUCUAAACAUCAUUGUGAUCGAUACGUGAACAUGACAUAACUAUAAUAUCUAAUAUAUUACAAGGAUAUUCUGUUGUUAUAUUGUGAAAGUGCUAACGUGUCUUCAAGAGUGUAUUCGGAUUUUUUUUUGCGGUUAAGAUGGCGCGUCUAAAUCACUUAGUUCUUGGCAUUCUCAUCUUGCAAAUAUACGUAAAUGCUGCACCAAGUGACGUCAGCAAGAUCGAGGAAAUUGUCAAAGUAGAAGUAGCCGACCCCAGCGUAGAGCUAGUUGACCCCUAUGUAAAACAAGCUGACGCUAAAGUUGAGGAGACCGACCCUAAAGUAGAAGAGGCUGACCUUAAAGUACAGGAAUCUGACCCCAAGCUCGAUGCAAAACCAAAAGAAGUGGAAAGUGAUAAAAAUUCUACUGAUACACAGAGACAGAAAAGAUGGUACAACCCCUAUGGCUUUCCUCCUAUGAAUCCACUAAUAUACCCAAGCUACAAUAAAAGAGAUGAAGGACAAAAUACCGGAUAUUAUGGAGGACAGGACCCAUUAGUGCAGAUACACAGACAAAUCCAAGAGAUAGCCAACAUCGUGAGACAGCCUCCACUGCCCCAACCACCACUGCACCAUAUCCCCAUAUUCUUCCCCGUGUUAUUCAUUCCUCGUGGUGAUUGCAAUUGCAACCCAAAUCCUGGAUCAGUGCCUACUCCGGGACCAGACACGACCACAGAAUCUGAUAAGAACGGCACAACACCUUCAAUACUGAAUCGUUGGCCAGCUAUGGAGGACACAAGACAGAACUGGGGAUUCGUUGUGAACCAAAGUGAUAGUGAUUCGGAAGAGGGAGUAGAAUUCAGCAGGCCUAUUUCAUUCGAUCCUAUAAGAUUAAACAAACCAUUGAGACCUCAACCGCCCGUAGAACAUGGGAGUGUACAAAGUGAUUCUGGUAAAAGAGACGAUCAGCCUCAAUCGGAGGCACCAAGGCCUGAAACUCCUGCAUCAAGGCCCCCUAGCAGGCCUCCCCCAUCAACCAGGCCUCCACCGUCCAACAGGCCGCAAAAUUCAUCACCUUUUGAUUAUAGGCCAACUCCGUUAGCACCUCCCAGUAGAUGUGAUGGUGCUAUCCUCACUUGCUGCCAUCAAGCGCAGGUUGUGUAUGAGUGCUUCGCAAUUCAAGGAUGCCCUGACCUCUCGGGCUACGGUUCGCCUUGUGAUCCUAAUUUAAUUUUAACAGUUAUCGAAAGAUUCCAAACAUAUUAUGGACAAAGAAAUAACUAUUAAGUGUUAAUUUAACUGUAAAAGAAAAUCACUCAAUCCAAGCUCUCAGCUCAAUUAUUUAUUGUAAUUAUUUAUAAUUAUAACACUCAUUUUGUCACUUGUUCUAGUUAGUAAACUAGUUAAUAAUAAUUACGGUUAUUUCUCGUUUCUCAAGGAAAUGUGAAAAAAGUGAACGAUCUUUUAACAAUACUCAGUUUUUGCAAUAAAUGGUUGAUUAGUGUACAAUAAAAAAAUAUAUUAUGUUAUUUUUAGACAACCAUUGAAGUUAUAUAUGUUUUGAUAACUUUAUAUCAAUUAAUCAGCAUUAUUUAUUUCUUUACUGUGCUAGAAAGAUUUAUACAAACACCACACUCACUGUUCAAAUGUAAAUAAAUUAAUACUCAAACAAAAAUUAUUGAUAUUUAUGAUAAAAGUACAAUAAUAUAUAAGGACAGUGAUAAUGUUCCUAUCGCCCAUGUGUUUAUUAAAACUAGAUAUAUGACAAUAAAAAUGAUUCGUUGUAGACAAA